This is a messenger RNA of Tetranychus urticae (two-spotted spider mite), 2071 nucleotides long. Lineage: Eukaryota; Metazoa; Arthropoda; Arachnida; Trombidiformes; Tetranychidae. The record is from RefSeq and is a predicted model, not a curated record.
UUGGCAAUCUUAUAACAUUGAACUGCACUUCAAUAUAAUAUUGGUUUGAUCAACAUUAAUGUUAUUUCAGGUCAAAUUGAGCAAAAUGUUCAAUGUCAAAACCUUGCAUUGUCAUAAAAAUAAAGUUUUUACAACCGAUAAAGCAAAAAAAUUUUUAAUUAAAGCCAUUGAACCAGUGUUUGGACUGCGUUUAACUGAUUUUUAUGAUGCAGAUGCAAUCAAAGAUUUAAAGCGAUUUGAAUCAGUUUGUAUUUCAUUCAAUAUUUUACCAAACGGAUUUGCUCAAGAUCAAAGUAUAACUCCAUCUAAAUGGACUAAAACCAGAUCAAUCCUCUAUUCUAGUCUAAUGAUUGUGAAUAUUUUUCAUCUAAUAUUGUUGAGUGUUUUUGAUUUACCACAAGAUUUGUCACUUAUUUUGGGUGACUUUUUUUACCAUCAUCCACGUCGAAGGUAUUUCUGGCUUUUCUGGACUAAUCUAACUAUUUUUGGUGAGGUUUUAAGACAUUAUUGGAUAUAUUUAUACAAAACAGGAGCACCGUUUUCAUUUCAUAUGCAUAACUUUGUUUACGAUAAAGGAUUCAAGCCUGAAGGGUUGUUCCUGAGCCAUUUUUAUUGUCUUAAAUAUCGUUUCAUCUCUUCUAAUUUAGCUAAUUUGUGGAUAAGGACAAUUAUAAUAUCUGGCAUAAGCAUGGGUCCAGUUUUAAUCAUUAUUGUUCAAUCAGCAUCUCAAGUACCUAAAACAUCUCAACAAUUUAUUUUCACUUAUUUCUGGCUUCUCACCACUUAUCUUGGACUUGUUAUUGCUUUGACCAACAUAAUGUUAACUGGUGCAGUGAUAACAAUUGAUUUGGCUUAUAAUUACUUUAGAGCUGCUACUGAGGCUCAGGCUGUGCGAAAUUUUGCGAAUAAAGGAGGAGUUUUGAAUAAACGUAUUUACUUGUCUGAAUAUAAAGAAAUCUCUGGACAGAUCAUUCAUUUUCAGAAUGAAAUUGAACAUAUAAACCUUAAAAUCAGAAAUUGGCUUAUAUUCUUGUAUCUUGGAGUGUCUUACAGUACAAAUUUUGGCUUUUACUUGGCAGCUAUAGUCCAUUUUGAUCAUGGACCUUUGGACAUCUUUAUUGGUUCUAUUUCUAUUCUUGGUUUAUUCGCUAUUGGCACUUGCUCUUAUGUUAAUGGUGUUAUAUUGACAAUGAUGCACUCUUGUGGUAAAAAUAUCAUGAAAGCCAACCGAUAUCUGCCAUUGGGUAUAAAGUCAUCCAUUAAGUAUUUGAUUGAAAAUGCAAGCUUAAUAAUGAUGUUUAAAGUAAACGUCAAAUAAAAUUAAGUAUUAAAUAUGACAAGAGAUUGAUCGGAAAGCUAUUUUUACUGGCUAAAUUACAGUCAAUCCACAUCAGAAAGACCCAAACCCACGACGAAAAAACCAGAAAACCAAAUGCCUAGCUUUUACGAAUUCAGAGCAUCUGUGUUGAAAUGAAACAAAACCAUUGCUGGCGAUGACCAUUAAACGGUUGAUGUUUAACCAGAAUUCAACCAUUCAUCUGUUAUUAGAAGGUUAAUCGUAUUCUAAUUAUGGUUUUGAGCGAUCACAAAUACUUGAAAAGGGUUGUGUUGUGAUUUCAAUUGAAUGAAUAGCUCUGAAUAGAGUCUAGGAAAUGACAAUUUUCUGGUAAAAAAUGAACAAGCUCAAUCAUUAGUAUAAAUCAUUUACUGAAAGUAAUUAUUGAAAAACUAGCAAAAUUGAUAGACGUCAAAAUACACAUUGUACAACAAAGUAUCAAAACAAAUGUAGUAAAAACUUGGGUUUUUCAUGGUUUGGGUGCUCUGAUUUUACCAGAGAUUUGAUUUAGUUUCUUAAACAAGUCAAUUGUUCAUUUUGUGAAAUCUUGAAUAAGAUGACUCAAACAGCGAUAUUAUCCGGUUUGACUUUGCAAUCAUGAAACUUGAACUAGAUUUACUGUUUACUGAGCUACUCUAAAGCUCUCAAUUUAUCUUCAACAAUCAAUCACCACUUUCCUACCAUUUCUUUACUGCAUGUAAACAAAUGUCAAGAUGGGAGCAAUUUGAAAUACAA